Molecule: messenger RNA, 3019 nt
Organism: Tachysurus vachellii
Lineage: Eukaryota; Metazoa; Chordata; Actinopteri; Siluriformes; Bagridae
Gene: dars1
Product: aspartyl-tRNA synthetase 1
Exons: 18
Coding region: 137-1735 (532 amino acids)
Biological process (GO): aspartyl-tRNA aminoacylation
Cellular component (GO): cytosol; aminoacyl-tRNA synthetase multienzyme complex; cytoplasm
Molecular function (GO): RNA binding; aspartate-tRNA ligase activity; ATP binding
Source: RefSeq, a predicted model, not a curated record
UUCACACCCGUGUUGUAGUGCGCAGAUGAAAUCGCUCCUUCCUUUUCCUCACGCUACCCCUAGGCUCGGCCGUGUGUCUGUACUGAAUCACUGAUUCUCACCUUACUGCACUGAGUAAACACCGUGUAUUUACAACAUGACGAAGGAAGAGGCUAAAUGCUCGGCUGAGGAGGAGCAGCAGGCGUCCCAGUCGAAGAAAGCGCUGAAGAAACAGCAGAAGGAAGCAGAGAAAGCAGCCAAGAAGGCUGAGAAACAGGCCAAGCUGGCAGCUGAUCAGCAGACUACUGAGGAAGAUGACUUUGCACAGGAUCGUUACGGUGUGUGUGUGAUGAUGCAGUCACAAGAGAAAUUGGACAGGUCUCUGGUGCGAGUGUGUGAGCUGACUCCUGAUAGAGCAGGUCAGACAGUCUGGGUGCGUGCCAGGAUUCACACCAGCAGAGCUAAAGGGAAGCAGUGUUUCUUGGUCCUGCGUCAGCAGCAGUUUAACGUCCAGGCUCUGGUGGCCGUGGGAGAACGCGCCAGCAAGCAGAUGGUGAAAUUCGCCGCUAAUAUUACUAAGGAGAGUAUAGUGGAUGUGGAGGCUGUGGUGCAGAAGGUGGAGCAGAAGAUUGAGAGUUGUUCUCAGCAGGAUGUAGAGCUGCACAUCCAGAGGCUGUUUGUGGUGAGUCAGGCUGAGCCUCGGUUGCCUCUGCAGUUGGAUGAUGCUGUGAGGCCUGAAGCAGAGGGUGAGGAGGAGGGCAGAGCCACCGUAAACCAGGACACCAGACUGGAUAACCGUGUUAUAGACCUGAGGACGACAACGAGUCAGGCGAUUUUCCGUCUGCAGUCAGGAGUGUGUCAGCUUUUCAGAGACACACUCACCAAGAAGGGCUUCGUAGAGAUCCAGACACCUAAAAUCAUCUCGGCUGCUAGUGAAGGAGGUGCGAAUGUCUUCACCGUGUCCUACUUUAAGACGAGUGCGUACCUGGCUCAGUCUCCUCAGCUCUACAAGCAGAUGUGUAUCUGUGCUGACUUCGACAAGGUCUUCUGUGUUGGACCAGUGUUCAGAGCUGAGGACUCUAACACUCAUCGUCACCUGACGGAGUUUGUUGGUCUGGAUAUUGAGAUGGCGUUUAAUUAUCACUACCAUGAGGUCAUCGACUCCAUCACCGACACCAUGGUGCAGAUCUUCAAAGGACUUAGGGACAACUUCCAGACGGAGAUCCAGACGGUGUGUAAGCAGUACCCCAGUGAGCCGUUUAAGUUCCUGGAGCCGACAUUGAGGCUGGAGUUUAAGGAGGCCGUCGCUCUGCUGCGCUCAGCUGGAGUGGAGAUGGGGGAUGAGGAGGAUCUCAGCACACCGAAUGAGAAGCUGCUUGGCCGCCUCGUCAAAGAAAAGUAUGAUACAGAUUUCUACGUCCUGGAUAAAUAUCCUCUGGCGGUGAGGCCAUUCUACACCAUGCCUGAUCCACACAACCCGAAAUACUCAAACUCCUAUGACAUGUUCAUGAGGGGAGAGGAGAUAUUGUCCGGAGCUCAGAGAGUACACGACGCUCAGAUGCUAACCGAGAGAGCACUUCAUCACAGCAUCGACUUGGAGAAGAUUAAAGCCUACAUCGACUCGUUCCGUUACGGAGCUCCGCCCCACGCUGGAGGAGGAAUUGGUCUGGAGCGAGUAACCAUGCUGUACCUCGGCCUACACAACGUGCGUCAGACCUCCAUGUUCCCCCGCGACCCCAAGCGCCUGACACCCUAGAGGUCAAAGGUGUUAAUCCCUGGCUGACCUCACACACACACACACACACACACACACACACACACACACACACGGGUUGGGGACAGGAAGUGGCGGGGCAGCCGUGUCUUUUCAUGAUUAAACAAUAAUCAUAAUUACGAGUGUACUUUGAUCUGUGUAAAGUAAAUCUGUACUCUAAUGUUGGUGAAUCGGUGGGUAAGGACACGUCUCAAACCACACACUACUGUACUGAACAGUGUGUGAAAGUAUUACAGUAGUGUUAAUUAGGGCUAAUAAUGAAGAAAUUAAUUAAAAAACAAGCAAAGGCUGAAAAUGAAUGCAAGGAACAAAGGGAAAGAACUUUUUUUUAAUUUAUUUGAAAUCCAUCAGAUUUGUUUGUGUUUGAGAAGAAAUGUCACACAACAAGGUGUGUGUGUGUGUGUUCGUUCGGAGCUGCUGCUGGUGAUCUGCAGCAGGAAGAGGAAGAUCUGGAUGAUGUCAGUGUAGAGAGACAGAGCUCCGUAUACGUGCUCAUCUGGACUCAUCCUAGGAACUCGGUUUCCCAACAGCAACUGAGUGUCAUACGGCAGAAACUAAACACACACACACUAAUUGGGGUUUGGGAAGUGGUUGGGCAGCCGUGUCUUUUCAUGAUUAAACAUCUAAUACUGAAAUGUAUGAUGUCAGUUCUGACUGGUGAAGGGAUGCAGUGAACUUUAAACCAGUGUACUUUAAUCUGUGUAAAAGAAAUCUGUGCUCUAAUGUUGGUGAAUCGGUGGGUGAAUCAAACCACACACUACUGUACUGAAUAGUGUGUGAAAGUAUUACAGCAGUGUUAAUUAGGGUUCAGGUCAAGUAAUACAUUUGGAUUUAAUGUGUACUAAAUUAGUGUGUAAUUUGGGACACAGCCCAGGACUUAAAACUGUUGUAUGUAACAGAAUGGCACGCUAUACUCAGUACUAGUGUACUAAAUGUCAUGAUCUUGAUAUUAUAUUCGAUAUAAAAAAACACACACACACACUCUCUCUCUCUUUCUCUCUCUCUCUGUAGUGCACUAGGCUGUGGAUUGAGACGUGACCCAGGUCUUUAUUCUGACUAAUAUAAAGUUCAGAUCAGUUGUUUUUAUUUUUUUUCCUACUGAAGUCAUUUCUAGCCAGCACACACAGCUAGUACACUAACUAGGGCACAGUGAGUGUUCUGAUCUGCUCACUUCACUGUGCUGCCCUAGUGAUGAGGAGGAGUUUUAAACACAUCAUUACUGCAGUUUAAUAAAUAAAUAAAAACAUGAAUUAAUAAAAACAUUAA